Messenger RNA from Pungitius pungitius (ninespine stickleback), 2412 nucleotides. RefSeq names its product unconventional myosin-XV-like. The coding region runs from base 1 to 2412 and encodes 803 amino acids. The transcript has 24 exons. The record is from RefSeq and is a predicted model, not a curated record. Gene Ontology annotation, cellular component: myosin complex. Gene Ontology annotation, molecular function: cytoskeletal motor activity; ATP binding; protein binding. NCBI's taxonomy places the organism in Eukaryota, Metazoa, Chordata, Actinopteri, Perciformes, Gasterosteidae.
AUGGGCCGUAGUGAAGGCUCAUUUGCUUUCAAUUCCAGGCUAGAAGAUGGCUGUGGGGAGAAGGUGGUGAUGCCUGGCAGCAAAAGAGCAGUAGAGGUGGAUGAGGUGGAGGAUCUCUCCCAGUUGGAGGAGGUGUGUGAGAGCUCUGUGCUGCUGAAUCUGAAGAAGAGGUUCCACCGUGACUGUAUUUAUACUUACAUUGGAAAUAUGUUGCUCUCGAUUAACCCCUUCAAACCGCUGAACAUCUACUCAGAGGAGCUGAGACAGAAAUACCAGGGCACAGAGCAGCAUCGGAACCCACCCCAUGUGUAUGCCAUAGCCGACGCUGCUUUCAGUCAAUCUCAGGACACCACACAGGAGCAGUGCAUAAUCAUCAGUGGCCAGAGCGGAUCAGGGAAGACUGAGGCUACCAAGCUAAUAGUCCACUACCUCAGCUCUGUGUAUCAGGACAGAAACGACAAUCUGCGACAGGUACCUAUGGAAGUCUUUCCAAUCCUUGAGAGUUUUGGUAAUGCCAAGACCAUCCUCAACAAUAACUCCAGCCGCUUUGGCAAGUACCUCCACAUCCACAUCCUCCACGGGGUUGUUGUAGGGACCUCGUUGUCCAAAUACCUCCUUGAGAAGUCCAGGGUUGUCUUUCAGGCCAACGAGGAGAGGAAUUAUCACGUGUUUUAUGAGAUGCUGGCAGGUAUGAACGACUGGGACAAAGAGGAGCUCUAUCUGCAGGGAGCCGAGACCUAUUACUACCUAAACCAAGGAGGUGCCUGUGAACUAAAGUUGAAGCAGGACAAGCAGGACUUCCAGCUCCUAGUUCAGUGCUUUGAGACCAUUGGUCUGCAUGCCGACCAGAUAUCCACCGUCUGGGCCAUACUCUCCUCCAUCCUGCAGCUGGGCAACAUCUGCUUCAGCUCAUAUGAGAGCGAGUCGUUCGAGGUGGCGCGGAUCUUCAGCGAGGCCGAGGCCAGGAGGGUCGGCUCUUUGCUGCAGAUUUCCUCGGAGGCCCUGCAGACCGUCAUCACUCACAGAGUCACGGAGACAACCUACGACAGGAUCUACUGCCCUCUGUCUGUGGAAAGUGCCAUAGAAUACAGAGAUUCCAUUGCCAAAGCCUUGUAUUCAGUGCUGUUUGACUGGUUGUUGGAGCAGACCAAUGACUGGUUGAGCCCAACAGAGAUGGACAGCACUGUGGGCAUAGUUGACAUCUACGGCUUUGAGGACCUGGGAGUGAACAGCUUUGAGCAGCUGUGUAUCAACUUUGCCAACGAGCAGCUGCAGGACUUUGUCAACAAGGCAGUAAUCUCCCAGGAGCAGGAGGAGUACAGUGCAGAACAGAUCCAGUGGUAUCCGAUGCAACUCAAGAACUUCCACUCGUGCCUGGAGCUGCUCUCCUCCAGACCCCACGGCAUCCUCCGCAUACUGGACGAUCAGACUUCCCUCCCCCAGGCCACUGACCACACCUUCCUCCAGAAGUGCCACUACCACCAUUGUAACAGCCCCUACUAUGCCAAGCCCAAGAACCCACUGCCAGUCUUCACCGUCUACCACUAUGCCGGGGCUGUCACUUAUCAGGUUCAUAAUUUCCUGAAUAAGAACCACGACCAGUUCCGGACAGAAGUGGUGGAGCUUUUUGCCAGGAGUCGCUUGAAGGUGAACCGACUGACACACUACCCGUACUGGCUGCUGAGGCUGUGGAUGGUGUCGCAGCUCUUCCGGAAGGUUCAAGACGCUUACAUUCAGCAGAGAGAGCUUGGCUGGAGAGGAAAGGGCCUCCGCCAGCAGCCCUCCACCGCCGCCUCCCACUUCCUCCAGUCCCUGACUGAACUCACCACCCGCCUGGAGAGAUGCAAAACCACUUUCAUUCGCUGUCUGAAGCCAAACUACGUCAAGCAUCCAGGCACCUUUGACGUGGACUACGUGUCGGCCCAGCUGAGGCAUGCUGGGAUGCUGGAGACCAUUCACAUUAGGAAAGAGGGUUUCCCCAUACGGAUGCAGUAUUCCGACUUCAUUGAAAGAUACGGGGUGCUCCUCAGCCAGAGAAUGAGCCAGGAGUCGGACAGAGAGCAGUCAGUGGCUCUGCUGGCCAUGGUCGACGCAGGGGAGGGACAGUAUCAGAUGGGUCUGACCAAGCUGUUCCUCAAGGAGCUUCUCUACCAGCUGCUAGAGGAGAGGUGGAGCAGCACCCAGACCUGGGCGGCCAUCACCAUCCAGAGGAACAUCAGAGGCUUCAUCUGCAGGAGGAACUUCAGGUUCUUCAAACAGAAAGCCAUCGUCAUCCAGAGCCACAUACGAGGACACCAGGCCAGGAAGCACUACAAGCGUCUGAGGCAGUCCUUCAACCAGUUCUGGGCUGUGAUGAUGAUCACCAGGGAUACCAUCAAGAGGCGUCAUUGGAGGAAGCAUGAGCUGCGUUGA